Messenger RNA from Nestor notabilis (Kea), 873 nucleotides. RefSeq names its product chloride intracellular channel 4 (gene CLIC4). The coding region runs from base 1 to 711 and encodes 236 amino acids. The record is from RefSeq and is a predicted model, not a curated record. The transcript has 5 exons. NCBI's taxonomy places the organism in Eukaryota, Metazoa, Chordata, Aves, Psittaciformes, Psittacidae.
AUGGUCUGUUCUCUUCUGCAGGCUGGCAGCGAUGGGGAGAGCAUAGGAAACUGUCCUUUUUCCCAGAGGCUGUUCAUGAUCCUUUGGCUGAAGGGAGUCGUGUUCAGUGUCACGACAGUUGACCUGAAGAGGAAACCAGCAGACCUUCAAAACCUGGCUCCAGGCACUCAUCCGCCCUUCAUCACUUAUAAUGGUGAAGUGAAAACGGAUGUGAAUAAGAUUGAGGAGUUCCUGGAAGAUGUUUUGGCUCCACCCAAGUACCUGAAACUUUCACCAAAGCAUCCAGAAUCCAACACUGCUGGAAUGGAUAUAUUUGCCAAAUUUUCUGCCUUUAUCAAAAAUUCCAGACCGGAAGCUAAUGAAGCCUUAGAACGUGGCCUCUUGAAAACCCUCCAGAAACUGGACGAGUACCUGAACUCUCCUCUUCCAGAUGAGAUAGAUGAAAAUAGCAUGGAGGAUAUAACAGUUUCUACCCGCAAGUUCUUGGAUGGCAAUGAGAUGACACUAGCAGAUUGCAACCUGCUACCCAAACUACACAUUGUCAAGGUGGUGGCCAAAAAAUACCGCAACUUUGAGAUUCCCAAGGAAAUGACAGGGAUUUGGAGAUACCUGACGAAUGCUUACAGCAGGGAUGAAUUCACCAAUACCUGUCCUGGAGACAAAGAAAUUGAAAUAGCUUACAGUGAUGUAGCCAAGAGACUCACCAAGUAAACAGCACUUGCAAAAGAGAUGACUUCUUGCAUAUUCCAUAACAAGGCUUCUAACAGACUGCUCUUUUCAUAUAAGAUAGCAAUUUUUUUUGCAUGAACUUGCAGUUAUUCAAAGUUAUGGUGGAUAGACCAGGUACAGUAAUUACCUAAAGUUUGCAGACUU